Dreissena polymorpha is the source of this 864-nucleotide messenger RNA. RefSeq lists its product as uncharacterized. NCBI's taxonomy places the organism in Eukaryota, Metazoa, Mollusca, Bivalvia, Myida, Dreissenidae. The transcript has 4 exons. The coding region runs from base 1 to 864 and encodes 287 amino acids. The record is from RefSeq and is a predicted model, not a curated record.
AUGAGAGCGCUUCCACCGCCACCACCGCCAUCAAAGCUACCAUCGCAACCACCGCCAUUAAUAUCUAACAUCGCCAGCAUCAAAACAACCCAAACCGUCACCACAACCGGCACCAGCGCCAUCACAACUAUCGCCACCACCGCCACCACCGGCCCUUUCAACACCACUGACACAACCGACACCACUGACACCAUCGCCGUUGCGGUGAUGUUCGUGGUUUCGGUUUUAGUCAAGUCUAUAGCAAACACUAGCGCCACUAAAACCACCACCACAACCGCCAUUACCGCAACCUUCGAAACCUUCGAAACCACCGCAAAUACCACCAAGACUACCGCCGACACUGAAAACACUGACACAACCGCCGCCACCGAAACCACCAACACUACUAACACCUUCGCCAUCAUAGAAACCACCGAAAACACCAAAACUACUGACACCAGCACCAUCACCAAAACCACUGUCAACACCGCCUCAAGCGACACCAUCGCAACCACCGACAACACCGAAACAACCGCAACCACAACAAUCACCGCCAACAUCGAAUCCACCAGCAUCCCCGCAACCAACGACACCACAAUCACAGCCACCAACGAAACCACAAUUACACAUGCCACCACCGAAACCACUGACACCAAUGCAAUCGCAGCAACCAUCCCAAGCACCACCACCACCGAAACCACUGACAUCAACGCCAUCACAGAAACAACCGGAACCACCGAAGACUAUCGGAUGAAGAAGGGGGCCGAUCGAAAGAAGCGGGUUGAAGACAAGGUGGACGGGGCGGACAUUCUCGCAGCGCAGAUGGCGUCACGAAUCGACGAGCUCAAGAAGGUGCGAGAAGCCAUGCGCGAGGAUGUUUCGUAG